This is a messenger RNA of Camponotus floridanus (Florida carpenter ant), 868 nucleotides long. Its product is annotated as zinc finger protein 512B-like. The coding region runs from base 1 to 627 and encodes 208 amino acids. The record is from RefSeq and is a predicted model, not a curated record. The transcript has 4 exons. NCBI's taxonomy places the organism in Eukaryota, Metazoa, Arthropoda, Insecta, Hymenoptera, Formicidae.
AUGCACCGUCUGCCCUCAAUACUUAUAUGUUUAUUAACAAAAACAGCAUUUGCUAGUUUUAUAGAGAGUAAUUCAGGAUGGCAUGGAGUUAUGAAUUAUGGCUCCAAUGUCAAUGAUGCACAAAUUCAUCAAGAUCUCUCUUCUUAUGGAUCGAUUUCUUCUCAUGGAAACAAUGGCGAUUUUCAUGUAGAAUUAAGUAAAAAAUUAAACAAUAUGGGAAAUAUUCAUACAUUUGCUCAACCUGUAUCAAUCAGCGAACACGUGGAAAUUACAAAACCAGUGGUAGUGCCAAUCGUAAAAAAUAUUGGAGUUCCAGUGGCACAGCCCGUGACAAUUCCCGUACCUCAUCCUGUAGCAGUAACCGUCGCUCAGCCAUAUCCUGUUCAAGUUCCAGUAGCUCAGCCUAUUCCCGUACCGAUCGUGAAAACCAUAGCGAUUCCGGUGGAGAAGAAGGUGCCGUAUCCGAUAGAGAAGAUCGUACCAGUACCCGUAGAAAAGCUGAUGCCAAUAACUAUAGAGAAGCAUGUGCCUAUUCCAAUAGAAAAGCCAUAUCCGAUUCAUAUACCAGUCUACAAACAUAUUUUCCAUCGGAGGACGAGGAAAUAUCGUCGCGGUCGAAUAUAUUAAGAAAAGUGCUAUUUUUAGUAUUAGAUGAGACUUCAAAGAGACACAAAUAAUUUUAGCUUCAUGAAGCAUAUUCGAAAACCGGAUGACGCUGAGUGUGAUACCGGUAGCAAUGAUUCUUCUCUCGAAUAAAUGUUACUAAACAAGAGAUUCGUCGUUGAUAAUACGAGAGAACUAUGUUUAUUUUUUCAUCCGCGUUUCCUUAUAACGCCAAUUUUGUUAUAGUUGUUAAUGUAUGUGUUCU